CUUACAGUUCACGAAGAGAGAUUUUCUACCGUUCAAAGUUAAAAAGAAAUCACAAAGUUCACAGCACAGCCAUAAACCAGGAACACUGCCAUUUUGUCAGCUCUAGCCCCAGUCUGCAUUACAGAGACAGAUGCAUGCUGGUAGCAUGAAGUCUUUGUUACAAGCUUUUUCUGUCAGCAAAAGAACUUACACAAAAUCAGCAGGGCAACUCAAACUGAAAUAUGAUGCUGUGGUUAUAGGAGGGGGACACAAUGGCCUAGUGGCGGCAGCCUAUUUACAGAGAUCAGGAGUGAAAACUGUGGUCCUUGAGAGACGCCAUGUGAUUGGUGGUGCUGCAGUCACAGAAGAAAUUAUUCCAGGUUUUAAGUUCUCACGAGCAUCAUACCUGCUCAGUUUACUGAGACCACAGAUAUACAAUGACCUGGAAUUAAAGAAACAUGGAUUAAAAGUAUAUUUUCGAAACCCUCACUCUUUUACUCCGCUACUAGAGGAUGGCGUGAAUGGGCGACCACCAAGAUCUCUGCUCCUGGGAAGUGAUAUGACAGAAAACCAAAGGCAAAUUGCUCAGUUCUCUAAGAAAGAUGCAAAGGCAUAUAAAGAAUAUGAAGACUUUAUGAACCGUCUGGUGGAAGCCAUAGAUCCUCUGCUGGAUGCCGCUCCAGUAGACCCAAAAGCCUUUACUCAAGGGUCAUUUUUCCAAAGACUGAAAGCUCUAAAAACUCUUAGACCUGUUCUUAAAGCAGGUCUUACACUUGGUAGCCAAAUUCCUAGCUAUUAUGAAGUUCUUACAGCUCCAAUAUCCAAGAUCCUGGAUCAUUGGUUUGAGUCUGAACCUCUAAAAUGCACUCUGGCCACUGAUGCUGUAAUUGGUGCCAUGGCAAGUCCUGCUACUCCUGGGAGUGGGUAUGUUUUGCUGCAUCAUGUCAUGGGUGAACUGGAAGGAAAGAAGGGGUCUUGGGGUUAUGUUGAAGGUGGGAUGGGCAUGGUUUCCAAUGCCAUUGCUAAAGCUGCCACAUCAUAUGGGGCAGAAAUUCACACUGACAAGGUGGUGGAGCAGAUUAUGGUGGAUGACAAGGGAAAGGCUAACGGUGUAAUUCUAGAGGAUGGGACUGAGGUACAGAGCAAGCUGGUCCUUUCCAAUGCUUCACCAAAUCACACAUUUUUAAAACUGACCCCCACGGAACGAUUGCCAGAUGAUUUCAUCAAAAUGAUCUCACAGUUUGAUACUAAAUCUCCUGUCACCAAAAUUAAUGUGGCUGUGGAUCGCUUACCUAACUUCCUAGCUGCACCAAAUACGGCUGAUGGUCAACCGAUGCCGCAUCACCAGUGCUCUAUUCAUCUAAACAGUGAGGAUAUGCAGCUCCUUAAUGAAGCUUACGGAGACGCAUGCAAAGGAAAACCGUCUUCCCGACCUAUGAUUGAGCUCUGUAUUCCCUCAUCACUGGACCCUACACUUGCGCCUCCUGGAUACCAUGUCAUUUCUAUGUUCAUUCAAUACACCCCAUACACCCUUUCUGAAGGACUACAAUGGAAUGACGAACAGAGGAACAGCCUUGCUGACAGAGUGUUUGACUGGGUUGAGAAGUACGCUCCUGGAUUCAAGUCUUCGGUGAUUGGCAGAGACAUCCUUACACCACCUGAUUUGGAAAGGAUAUUUGGACUCUCCGGAGGCAAUAUAUUUCAUGGAAGCAUGUCCCUGGAUCAGCUGUAUUUUGCUCGGCCAAUACCCAGCUUUCCUAAUUAUAGAUCACCAGUCUCUGGGCUUUAUUUAUGUGGCAGCGGAGCACAUCCAGGUGGAGGGGUUAUGGGAGCACCAGGACGUAACGCCGCUUUUACCGCACUGCAGGAUCUUAAGCAUAUUGUUUAAGUAUAACUAUGUUUCAGUUACUGGAAAACAUUCUGCACAGCUGUACGAAGAAAAGGGCUUCCAUGAUAAGUUAAACAUUUUCACAACUUUUCGUGUGAAAAUCGGAUCAAUCACAAUGAAACACCAUUUUCAUAUUGGAAAAAUAUUUGAUUGGAUAUGAUAUAUGGUGCAUCUAAAGCGUCGACUUUGGUGACAACAAUCUAUCCAUCCAAUCACAAGUUAUCAACAACAAAAUAGAUAGGUUGAAUGCAACAGCUAGGUGCUUGAUAAGUGCUCAACACCCACAGAUUGACCAACAACAAAAACUGGCUACUGAUCUGAACAUCUCUGGACCCGAAAAACAAGAUAGAGCUGCCAAGGCUUUGGCUCUUUUUGAUGAAGAUUGAGUUGCUCCAAAUAAAAUACAGAAUGUCAUCAUCAUCAUUAUAAUUAUCAAUUACAUGUAUAAAACACAAAAAACAUAUCUACUAUAUAUCUAUAUGAAAAAUCAAUACAGAUAUAAAUACCUAUAUAUACACCUAUAAGUAAAUUACAUUUAAAAAUAAUAUAUAUUCAAAAAGAACACUACUCUAUCCAAUUGCAACACACAUAGGGGUAGAUUUAUCAUAUGUCAUAGUGAAUCAUGUCCGCAUUUGUCAUUGCACAAGCAUUUCUGGUUUACUCAAAAAGAUUGUGAUAUUUUUGAGAGUCAAAAGAGAAUUUUCAGAAAGAUUGGGAUCACCCCCCCCAAAAAAGCGAAAUACAGUAUAAUGUUGGAAUGAAUAUUAUAACCUGAGGUUUUUAUUCCUGUGUUAUUUCAUUUAUUGCGUCUGGAUGUUACUAUUUUAUGGACACAAUUAAAUUUAAAAAUAAAGGAUUUGUAAGAAUUUAUAUAGGAAAAUAUACUUUGAUAAAAGUUGCACAUAUGAAA
Molecule: messenger RNA, 2777 nt
Organism: Bombina bombina (fire-bellied toad)
Lineage: Eukaryota; Metazoa; Chordata; Amphibia; Anura; Bombinatoridae
Gene: PYROXD2
Product: pyridine nucleotide-disulphide oxidoreductase domain 2
Exons: 16
Coding region: 131-1867 (578 amino acids)
Molecular function (GO): oxidoreductase activity
Source: RefSeq, a predicted model, not a curated record